AUGCUUUGUGUUCUUUCUUUCCUUCUUUCUUUCUCUUUAUUUCUAUUUAAUAUCUUUUUCUUACUUUCUUUCUUUCUUUCUCUCUUUCUUUCUUUCUAUUUCUUGCUGACAGCAAUUUUUCUUUCUUUCAUUCUUUCUUUCUUUCUUUCUUUCUUUCUUUCCAUGCUUUAUUAUCUUUUUCUUUCUUUCUUUCUUUCUUUUUUUUUCUCUCUUUCUUUCUAUUUCUUUCUGACAGCACUUUUCCUUUCUUUCUUUCUUUCUUUCUUUCUUCCUUUCUUUUUCUUUCUUUCUUUCUUUCUUUCUUUCUCUCUUUCUUUCUAUUUCUUUCUGACAGCACUUUUCCUUUCUUUCUUUCUUUCUUUCUUUCUUCCUUUCUUUUUCUUUAUUUCUUUCUUUCUUUCUUUCUUUCUUUCUUUCCAUUCUUUAUGUUCUUUCUUUCCUUCUUUCUCUUUAUUUCUUUCUAGUAUCUUUUUCUUUCUUUCUUUCUUUCUUUCUUUCUUUCUCUCUUUCUUUCUAUUUCUUUCUGACAGCACUUUUCCUUUCUUUCUUUCUUUCUUUCUUUCUUUCUUCCUUUCUUUUUCUUUAUUUCUUUCUUUCCAUGCUUUAUUAUCUUUUUCUUUCUUUCUUUCUUUCUUUCUUUCUUUCUUUCUCUCUUUCUUUCUAUUUCUUUCUGACAGCACUUUUCCUUUCUUUCUUUCUUUCUUUCUUUCUUUCUUUUUCUUUCUUUAUUUCUUUCUUUCUUUCUUUCUUUCUUUCUAUCUCUUUAUUUCUUUCUAA
This is a messenger RNA of Acanthosepion pharaonis, 777 nucleotides long. The record is from the annotation of a GenBank genome assembly. Lineage: Eukaryota; Metazoa; Mollusca; Cephalopoda; Sepiida; Sepiidae.